AUGGAAGCUAGUAUUCGUUCUCGAUCGAAUACACCCUGUUGUUCUGAAAAAAAUCAAGCGUAUCAAACAACAUAUAGACGAGAAUACGUCCUGAAAAGAUCAUCAUCAACUGAUGAAGGUGCAGCAUUUAGUCAACGAUUUUUAAUUGGUUGUCCAUUUGAUUUGAAGGAUCCUGUAGGUGAAUCAAUAUAUGCAAUUGAUUUCACUAAUCAAAAGAAUGUUCAACGAGAACCUUUUAUUCGUCCCAAUACGAAUAGAGCUAAUCGACCUCAUCCACAUAAGCAAUUCCCUUAUUGGCCUCGACGGUCUGAGAGUGUUUGUGACUUACCAUCUGACGAAACAAAGCAAGCACUCAGAAAUCAAUUGGACUCGACAUAUCGAGUAGACUACAUAGCGUCUCAAGGAUUUUGUCUACCAAUGGCUUAUAAUCGAUCGCAUCCUUUUUGGCGUAAACGAGCUCAAUACACUCUUGAUAGUGAAUACCGAAAUGCUUAUCAGACUCAUUCUAAAUCAGCAUUACAUACUGGUGGACGUUAUUCAUUUAGUUGUCGAGUGCCAGCUGAUGCAAUUGUUCCACAAACAUCACCUGUAUGGAAGGAGAGAUCAUUAAGAUCAAUAUAUGGACAUGAGAUUAGUCAAAAGACUCCAUCAGAACUCUAUAUGAAAGAAUUCGUAGAUUCUCUUGGUGGACCUAUGAGUUAA
Rotaria sp. Silwood2 is the source of this 702-nucleotide messenger RNA. Lineage: Eukaryota; Metazoa; Rotifera; Eurotatoria; Philodinida; Philodinidae. The record is from the annotation of a GenBank genome assembly.